AUGGAAAAAAUUAGUGAUGCUUGCAAAGCUGGUGCUGAAAAAGUAAAAGAAAUGGUUUCUGGUUCAAGUAAAGAAGCUAACAAAGAAAUUGCUAAAGAUUCAAAUCAAAGUAUAGGUACUCGAGCAGAAGCUGCUGUUGAUGCUGCAAGCGAUAAAUUACAUGAAACAAAACAUGCAGCUCAAAAAGAAUCAUACAAACAACAGGCAAUACAUUAA
Messenger RNA from Rotaria sp. Silwood1, 216 nucleotides. Lineage: Eukaryota; Metazoa; Rotifera; Eurotatoria; Philodinida; Philodinidae. The record is from the annotation of a GenBank genome assembly.